GACCGGAGGUUUUUACCGAACACUCUGUACUCAGUGAAAUGAACUCGCUGUUAUUUUCCCUGGUGAAUCUGAACUGUGUUCUCACCCACAGAGCCGAGGAUGAAUCCAGCAUGAUCAGGACCGAUGGCCCCUGCCGGACCGAGGAGACCCGGGACGCCGGGCGGAGGAAGAAGCGGUCACCGGAGACGCUGCACCUCCUGAUGGCCGUGGCCGUGUGGCUGGUGACGGGCACCACCAUCUCCAGCCUGAACAAGUGGAUAUUCGCCGUGUACAACUUCAGGUACCCGCUGCUCCUGUCCGCCCUGCACAUGCUCACGGCCAUCGUGGUGGAUUACGGGCUCAUCAGGUACUACUUCGUCCGGUCCAAAUGGGUCCGGGGGCAGGAACUGACCUCCAGCGCCAAGUGUAAAGUCUUCCUGCUGAGCCUGACCUUCUGUGCCAGCAUCGCUUUCGGGAACCUGGGACUGAACUACGUGCAGCUCUCCUUCGCCCAGAUGAUCUACACCACCACGCCCAUCUUCACCCUGGCCAUCUCCUCUCUGGUGCUCGGCAAGCAGCACCACGUGCUCAAGUACACCGCCAUGAUGCCCAUCUGCAUCGGGGCGUCGUUCAGCAUCAUGGGCGAGGUGCAGUUCGACCAGACCGGCUGCUUGUUCGUCGUGGCGGCCACCAUGCUGCGGGGGGUGAAGAGCAUCCAGCAAAGUAUUUUACUCCAGGAGGAGAAGAUCGACUCGGUCCUCCUGCUCUACCUGAUGGCCAUCCCCAGCUUCUGCAUCCUGGCCGUGGCGGCUCUGGUGCUGGAGAACUGGGCGGGGUUCCAGUCGCCGCUGCACUACGACGCCCACCUGUGGGGCUUCAUCGUCCUCAGCUGCCUGGGUUCGGUCCUCUAUAACCUGGCCAGCUGCUGCGUGAUCAGCCGGACGUCCGCCGUCACGCUUCACAUCCUGGGGAACCUGAACGUGGUGGGGAACCUGCUGCUCUCGCAGCUGCUCUUCGGCAGCCAGUUCUCGGCCCUCAGCUGCGCCGGCGCCGCCCUCACGCUCUCCGGCAUGCUGGUCUACCAGAACUCAGAACUCAUCGCCUCCUACCUGGACGGCUGCCGGGCCAGAUGGGCCAGGGGCGAGGCGUCAGAACCAGAUUCUACAUCCACUUUGGAACCCGGUUUAGAACAGGAACCGCUUUUGGAGCCGUAUUUAGAACAGGAGCCAAAUUUAGAACUGUAUGAUGACCUAGAACCCUGGACGGAACUCUGUGAUGACCUAGAACCAUCGUCAGAACCCUACCACAGCCUAGGAACACCCUUAGAACCACCUGAGGAACUGUACAAGGACCUAAAAUCAGCCUCAAAACAACCUCCAGCACUUGAGCAGGAUCUAGAACCAUCUUUAGAACUGUAUGAUGACCUAGAACCAUGGUCGGAACUCUGUGAUGACCUAGAACCAUCGUCAGAACCCUACCACAGCCUAGGAACACCCUUAGAACCACCUGAGGAACUGUACAAGGAUCUAAAACUGCCUUUGAAAGAACCUCCAGAUAUUGAGCAGGAUCUAGAACAAUCUUUAGAACUGAAUGAUGACCUAGAACCAUCGUCAGAACUGUACCACAGCAUAGGAACACCCUCAGAACCAUUUGAGGUACUGUACAAGGGUCUAAAAUCAGCCUUAAAACAACCUCCAGAACUCAAAGAUCAUGUAGGAACGUCCUCAGAACAGUAUGAUGACCUAGAACCAUCGGCAGAACAGUAUGAUGACUUAGAACCAUCGUCAGAACUGUACCACAGCAUAGGAACACCCUCAGAACCACCUGAGGAACUGUACAAGGAUCUAAAAUCGCCUCCAAAACAACCUCCAGAACUAAAUGCUGACCUAAAACCACAUCCAGAACUCAAUUGCCAAUUAGGAACGUCCUCAGAACUGCAUGAUGACCUAGAACCACCUGUAGAACUGUACAAGGACCUACAAUCAGCCUCAAAACAACCUCCAGAACUUGAGCAGGAUCUAGAGCCAUCUUUAGAACUGAGUGAUGACCUAGAACCACCUCAGGAACCAUCAGAGGAACUUAACUCUGACCUAAAACCACAUCCAGAACACGAUUGCCAAUUAGGAACGUCCUCAGAACUGUAUGGUGACCCAAAGUCAUCUUCAGAAUCAUCUCUAAAGCUGUGCCACGAUCUCGAACCAUCUCUGGAACUGUACAACGACCUAGAACAGUUCCCAGAGACGCCUCCAUCACCUGACCUAGACCCAUCUUCAGAACCAUGUUCGGAACUAGCCGAGGAUUCAGGACCAGCUCGGUUUCUAGACCAGGAUCCGGACCUGGCUGAUGAUCUAAAGCAUGAUGUAGAAGUCUUUACAACACAAUCACUGGAACCACGUUCAGAAGCACAAACGGAACACCCUCCAGCACCAAGCAAUACACUAGAGCCGUCUUCAGAACUUCCAGAAUCAUCUAGAACCGACGGUGGAGAACGUGGUUCAUCAUCAGAACCUGGAGCAGAAAGCAGGACAGAAGAGCAGAACGAUGAGAAUUCAGACUGAGAACUGAACCAUGGACGUCUGAAGAUGUUUGAUCUGGAGGUUCUGACGGUUCUCCUGAGCCCAGACUGUGUGAUGGUCGGGUUCUGCUGGUGCUUCCACGCUGAUACUGUGCCAGUAUUUAAUCUGGAACUGGUCCCAGUUCUCAGCGGGCAAAACGGACCCGUAAUUCGUUCCCAGGGCCAGACGUGAUCUCUAACAAGAUUAGACGGCUAAUAGCGGCGCUUGGGUGGCGCGAACUGGUCCCACCGCCACCCUGACCAGGAUAAAGCGGUUGAUGUAAAUUAAGUGGUGGGAAAUUUGAGGAAAAAACUGAGAAAUUGAAGCUGCAACACGAGCGGAAUCAAAGUAAACGAUGUGCAAAUAGGCUUAACGUUUGCUCUGAUUCUCUCUGCCUUUUCAAUGCACUUUGAGCACAACUCAAAUACAACUACUGACUGUAACCCUGAGUAAUGAUCAGCACGCUAGCCCACCAGUGCUGAGAUCUUGUGGGUGCGAAUCCCAGCUGUGCUAUCAGCCGGCCGGGCACCUGCACAGGAGGAGGGACGACAACCGAAGCAGGGUUCCUCCUCACUGGUGCAAGUGCUGCUUCUGCUGACCGAUCUAGGCUGAUCACGCAUGGCCACGCCCUCUGUGAGACUCCGCCCCUGGCAGGAGAAAAGAAGCGACCAGUGGCGGCAGCAACGAGAGAGAGAGAAGCUCUGAUUGGACAAUGUUUAGCAUCGCUCGUGCAAUAAUUAAACAUAAUUGCUUCCCGCCGUGAAUCUUGUUAGCGACGUCUGGCCCUGCUAGGCUAACAACAACGCCGCUUCUGAGCAGCUAAUAUUUGUGCACGGUGAAUAAAAAGAACCUCAAGACUUGGGAACGUGUUUCCUCCACUGUGAAGCUCUGAGCUGAGCGGCCGCGGGAUUCUGGGUAACGACGCCGGACCCUCCGAGCACUAUAAAACGGAAGCUGAAGCUCCAGGCAAAGUUUUUCCAGGCAGCUGUUGUGUAAGAGGUGCCGCGUUUCGUCUGUUUUGUUGUUGUUAAAAUAUUGCCAAAAAAUGAUCCCAGAUUUAGCGCUCAAUUAGGUCCCGACACGCCAGUCAUCUGCACCUCCGUGCUCCCUCUGCCGGCCAUAAAUGGCAAUGCAGACGGACAUGAUUCUGUAACCCAAACCCUCCUGCUCAUCUCGGUAGAUUUAAGUUACAUCAGUCUUAAAUACUAAACAAGCAAACCUCCGACACCGAACGUGUCUUGGCUAAUCAAAUACACUGUGUCCAAAAGUAUGUGGACGCCCCUUAUAAUUAUUUACUUAAUUAAGUUUGGUGUGGAGGAACUCCAGGGCCCUUUGGGAUCCAGACUUUCUCAUCCAACAUCAUGUGGGCACGAAUUCCCCACAGACACACUCCAAAAUCAUGGUCACGCGUCCACUUUCUUUUGGGCCAACUAUUCCAUAUGGGAUUGGGCAUCCCUAGUUUGAAAUGUAUAUGGUGGUACACGUUAUGUAAUCCUCAUCACCGGGUUUAUUAUUAGACCUGGUCCAGGUCUCAGGGGAGACUGUGCCGUCCUUGGUACAUAUAGGACAGAAAUGACAUCAUUUAUCCUGGUCAGGGUCCUGGUGGCUCUAAGUCAUUGGGCGAAUGGAAGGGAACACCCUGGACAGGCGCACUCAUUUACUCACCUUCCUAACCGCUUAUCCAAUCAGGGUCGCGAGGGGGUGCUGGAGCCUAUCCCAGCUUUUCAAUGGGCGCAAGGCACACAGUAACAGUCCAUCACAGGGCACAUACACACACACACACCUAUUUACCUGAAGGGCAAUUCAGUGUCCCCAUUUAACCUGACUGCUUGAUUUUGGGCUGUGGGAGGAAACCGGAGCUCCAGAAGGAAACCCACACAGACACGGGGAGAACAUGCAAACUCCACACAGAAAGGACCCAGACUGCCCCACCUAGGGAUCGAACUCUGGACAUUCUUGCUGUGAGGCGUCAGUGCUACCCACUUAGCCACCGUCCAAUAUUUAUUUAAAUAUAUUUAAAUGAUAUAAACUUUCUACCACUGGUUCAACACUGCACGCCUUUGCCUUGCCCGAUGACGAUGCCAAAAUGUUGUAGCUAAAGCGUCUUCAGCCCAUUCACCUCACGUUUACGUUCACUCCCGUCCUCCGUCACCUUCACUGGUUACCAGUACCUCCCAUAUCAAAUACAAAAUCAUCCUCCUUACUGUGAAGCCCAUCAUGUCUGACCUGCGGCAGGUCCUUCAGUUCCACAGCCCCCAAACUCUGGAACUCCCUCUCACAGUGUCUUCAUGACUGCUCCUCCAUCUCCUCCUUUAAAUGCCAACUCAAGACUUUCCGCUUCGUCCCUCGUGGUUUAGUUUGUGUUGUUUUUCUCUUCUCCAGUAUUUGUUGGGUGUGUGAAAGACGCAAUAUAAAUUCAACCUAUUAUUAUUUAUAUUAUUUUUUUCCACCGAAUGUGGUUGAUUGAUCCCGACAUUUACUGUUUAUGUUCUGGACGUUUGUAGCUUCUAUGACUUGUUAGGCCUCAUAUCUUGGUACAGAACUAUAGAAACAGACUGACACCAGACACAACCUGGCUUAUAAAUUAUAGUAAAAUGAUGUUUGUUUGGCUGAAUUAUUACUUGAACAAUGUUUUUAUUUUGACUUUAUUUGCCUAAUAUUGAAUCUUUACUCGUUUUUACGUUCAGUAUUAUUAUUGACGUUUAUGAUAGUUUAUAAUGCCGAUUUAACUGCACUACAAUGUCGCCACCUGCUGGACGCUGAGUAGAACUACGCUUUCUUAAUAUUUAUAUUUAUUCUAUUUAAAUCAGGGUGAAAGUUACACUGGACAUGAUGAGAAUUCCACAUUAAAUGUUCUGUUUUUAUUUUUAAAGAUGACAUUAAUGGUUUUAAUGCUUGAGCAGAGUGAUGCUGACUGACGGGUGCAAGUUCUGUAUAAUUUAUUAACUGCAUGACUGAAUUUUGGAUUGAUUGUUAUUUUUGUGUGAUGAAAACACAGCCUGCAGAAAACGGUACAAUAAAAGACUGUAUUUUUUUUUCCAACUGAUUAUA
Molecule: messenger RNA, 5585 nt
Organism: Trichomycterus rosablanca
Lineage: Eukaryota; Metazoa; Chordata; Actinopteri; Siluriformes; Trichomycteridae
Gene: slc35e4
Product: solute carrier family 35 member E4
Exons: 2
Coding region: 39-2537 (832 amino acids)
Cellular component (GO): Golgi apparatus
Molecular function (GO): antiporter activity
Source: RefSeq, a predicted model, not a curated record